Messenger RNA from Diabrotica virgifera virgifera (western corn rootworm), 4290 nucleotides. RefSeq lists its product as uncharacterized. The transcript is spliced from 8 exons. NCBI's taxonomy places the organism in Eukaryota, Metazoa, Arthropoda, Insecta, Coleoptera, Chrysomelidae. Gene Ontology annotation, biological process: signal transduction. The record is from RefSeq and is a predicted model, not a curated record. Bases 193 to 1902 code for a protein of 569 amino acids.
UUUCAGCUUCGAGAUUACACCAGAGAUUACUAAACGAACAUAAGUCCAGAUGUCACAUUUUGACAAUGGUGAAUGGGAAUGAUGGGAUUAUAAAUAUAUUAAAUGUAAUUAAAUAAAACUCAACUUAACUCGAACCCAUGAGUGUCUGUGUGUGUUUCUUGUGCUAGUAAUAUAGUUUCUACGAAACAUAUCAUGUGGAAAUGCCACAAGUGUCACAAACCAGUAUAUUUUGCUGAAAGAAAACAGUCUCUGGGGUAUAACUGGCACCCGGAAUGUCUGCGGUGCGAAGAAUGUGGCAAAAGGCUCAAUCCUGGACAACAUGCAGAACAUAAGGGAGUUCCCUACUGUCAUGUGCCCUGUUAUGGGGCUCUAUUUGGGCCUCAGUUGUUCGGUCACGGAACUAGAGUGGAAUCUCAUAAGAGUUUUGGUGCCCAGAAUAACUCGCCAAAGUUCAAUAAUGGUCCUGUUCUUCCUAGGUCUCAUUUGGAGUCAAAAAUCAAGGUCUAUAAUCAGUUUUAUGAAGGUAAGAGCGGGGAAAUUAGGUCUAGAGAAGUAAAUGGUAGAUUUAUUCUGGAGGGUUCGUUAAGAAUCCAUUGGGGCAUCCAGGGAGUGAUUCAUCUCAAAGAAAAUGAUGACCAGAGGACAGUAGUCACUGUUAGAAAGAGAAAUUCCUACAGAUCACCCAGUCCGGAGUAUGACACUGAUGAUGACAUCCAAAACAUAUCACGGGAUAGCAGUUACAAUGAAAUCUCAAGUUGUUCUGACGAUCUUACAAGGUCUGAUACAGGUAUUGAGAGUGGAUCUGAAUCUUUAGACAUAAGCGUGACUGAUAGUGCUUCUUCCUCUCCCCAAAAUGUUAUAAAAAGUGUGACAUUGCCUUCCAAAUUAGAUGUUAAGAACAUGGAAUGGGACGAACUUGAUGAACUGCUUUGUGUAGAGAGAAAAGUGGAUGUUUCUGAACACAUUUAUCAGACUAUGCCUGUUACCCUACCUUCACAAGUUAGUACUGAGAGUUCAAGUGGUUCUAGCAAUAGUACUAAGACUGAGAGUGUAUCACAGACUAUAAGGAACGACAGCACAGAUGUGACCAUCAGAAAUGACACUACAUACACAGAUAGCACCUUGAAAGCCCCACUUACCAACGGUACUAAUAGUCAAGAAAAAGUUCCUCUUUUAUCUCCAUCUUUAAGCAAGGAGGAUGCUUGGCUGAUGCAGAGCAAUCAUUUGAACAGGUCUAUGUCUGGUCCUGACUGUUUAGGACGUGUUAGGGAUGCCCAAUCACCAGAAUUUGAUAGGAGUAGCAUGGCAAGUAUGGAGUCUACCAUGACGGAGCAGGCAGAAGAAGUCGUGUUGAGAAGACCUUAUAAAGGUUCAACUGCAAUAAAACGAAGACCCGGAAAACGAUUGUCGAGAAGUAAAGUAAAACGUAGAUGCUCCAUCAAUGGCCAUUUUUAUGAUAGAGAAACUAGCUUUUUCACUCCGCCCCACGGCAGUCAGAUGAGCGUGUGGGUCACAUCACUAGUCAAUACCAAUGAAGUUAUCAAUUUGUUGUUAGAGAAAUAUAAGGUGGAAAGCGAUGCACAUAAUUUUGCAUUGUUUGUUGUAAGAGAUAAUGGAGAACAACGCAGACUGAAAGAGGACGAAUACCCUCUCCUAGCAAGAGUCCUAUUGGGACCUCACGAAGAUGUCGUCAAACUGUAUUUGAUGGACAGCCAUAACACCCCAGAGGUCAGUUGUGAAGUAGCGCAAUUUUUGAAUCUCACUCUAGCAGAAUGCCGCGCCAUUUUGUCGCAAUACUACUCUCAGGAGGAGCGGGAAGUAGCCCGAAUCAAACAGAAAUACGAAGAGAUGAAGUGUAGAAUUUCUCGCAAAUUACACGAAGUCAAGUUCACAGUGUCUUGAUGUUUGUCUAUUUAUAUUUUGUUACGUCUCAUUUAUAUUUAACAUUUUCUUUUUUAUAUACAAUAAUUUUGUAAUACUUAUUAACCCAUUUUUAGAUGUUUUAAGUUAAUUAUUUUUUAUAUCAUUGUGUUUUUGUCUUUUUUAUACUUAUUGUUACGUGUUUAUACUUUUUUUAUAUAUCCUAUUAAUUUAUACUGGGCCUAAUAUCGUACGAAUUGAACUAAAUAUUGGAAUUAUUGUCCUUUUCAUGAGCAUUUUUCAGUGCGUAACAAAUGAUAGGAAAAAGGGUAAGUCCGUGAUAAUACACAUUUAUGACAUUUAUUCUAACAUGACAUUUUAGUUAAAUCUGACAGUUGUCACAUUUUAUUUUCAAUUUGGAAUAAAAACAAAUCAAAUGUGUUUCUUGCAUUUAUAAAAUGGUAUUUUCUUUGAUUUGUAGAGUCUUAUAAAUUAUACAAAUUAUAUUUGUAAUAUUAUUAUCUAAUUAAAAAAAAAUUUUUUUAUUAUGGCGCCAUCUAUCGACAACUAGAAUAACUAGAAUAAAUGUUGUAAAUGUCUGUAAUCACGGACGUGCCUUUUUUUCUGUCACAUACAAUUUAAUGCGUUAGAAAGAAAUCGAAAAACUGUGACGCACUGAAAGAUGAUCAUGAGAAAAAGAAUACCCUCCAAAUUUGCAGUAUAGACCAUUCUAACAUGCUGUCAAGAUUAUGUCAAUAUGGCGGCUGGGGGGAAACAUAAAUUUAUUCUAUCAGUUCUUAAUGUGUUUUAGAUCAUUUUAGUUGCAUUUAUUUGUAGUUUUGUUUUGUACAAGGAUUAAUUUAACAUUUUUACUGGAAUAAUCGAUAGUAUGCUUCAUUUCUGUUGUGUUUUGAAGUGCGUAAUGCGAAAUAAUCGUGAUAAAGUUCAGUUUUAUUGAUUACCAUCAGUGCUGCGUUUUAGACAGAAAACCAACUAAAUAAGUUAUGAUCUGAGAGGCAAAAAAAAUUUAAUAAUAAAGCUAUAAAAUUUCCUAUCAUAAUGCUAAGUAACUAACUAGGGUACAGUUCACCAAAUAUAGCUGAAAGUGAAAAUAACUACUAUCAUGAUGCGCAUUCGUCAAACGACGGACCUCGCACUCGCACUGACUGUCCACACCAUUUAUAUGUGCGUUCUCACUUCAUUGUUAGCGCAAGCAAUGGGAAUUUCACACUUUCAGCUAUAUUUGGUGAACUGUACCUACAAACAACAUCUGUAUUGUCUGCCAACAACUUUCGAAAAUAAUCACUUAUUUUUAUUUAUUCACUGUUUAAAACUAAAUAAAGUCGUUCAAGUACUUCUACAACUAAAAACUACACAAAAUCAACAACAAAAUGUUCUCAAACUACAAUUAGAAAACUAUUAAAAGUGGUAAAAAUUUAAGAAACACAAUAUCAAAAAAAUAUAAACAAAUAAAAUACGUUCGUUCGUGGAGCCUGACGCGGAGUUUUAAUCAUGGCAUGCUCCGCUUUUCGUCCUGACUGUCUAUGCGAAUACACUUAUUAAUUGACCAUUCCAAAUCACGUGAUAUAAUAUGGCCGGAGGAGGGCAAAAAUUUAAUAAUAUAGGGUUUACAUCAGUUUUUGUAAAGAAUAUCCUGUUUGGUUUUGUUUUUUAUUGUUAAUUGUGCAGCGAAAUUGUGAUAGCAAAUAAAUAUAAAGUAGUUUAUCGCCUACAGAACUGAAUUAUCCCAUAGUUGUUAUUGGCACAAACUGGUAACUACUAUGGGAUAAUUUAGUUCUGUAGGCGAUAAACCACUUCAUAUUUAUCCCAAUUUCGCAGAUUUCCCUACACAAUUAACAAAAAAAAAACAACCAAACAGGAUUUUCUUUACAAAUUAAUGUCGAUGUAAACAGUAGAUUUUGCCCUCCUCCGGCCAUGUUCGACAGUUCAUUGGAAUGCCUAAUUUCCUCCCAGCGGUGACAUAAACGUCAAAAUCCUGAAAUGGCCUAUAUGUUUACAGGUUAGGUUAAUGAACCUUUUGUUUUAUAUAUAUUUGGUUCAAUUCGUAUGCCAAUGGUCUAUAGCGCUUUUCAUCGAUUGUCAUUUGUUUCGAGCUUCUGUCAUGUGUCACAUAAUAUUAAUAUAUCUACGCCAUACGUCUUUGAUUUGUAUCAUUGUUAUAUACCAAUAACGUAUGACGUAGAUAUAUUAAUAUUAUGUGACACAUACAGAAGCUCGAAACAAAUGACUGUGAAUGAAAAGCCCUAUUGUGAACGUAUACUCGUAUAAAAUACGAAUUUUUGUUUUACGAAUUUAAGAAGUAGUCAAUUGAUGAAGAAACCCAGCGAAUAUGAGAGUUUUAGAUCAGAAGACUGUAAUAAAUUAAAAAUAGAUGUAAUAUCUUAAUAAUAUAUUAAAUUCAAACUGUUA